AUGGAGCAGCCGCCGCCGCUGCCCGCCCGCCCGCCAGUGAGCACGGCCUUGCUGGGCAGCCCUCAGCCCGGCAUCCCCUCCGCGGACCGCAUGAGGCCGCCGCUGGGCCCGGAGACGGCGAAGCUACUGUCGCACGGGGCUGUGGUGGCGGCCCAGGCGCUCGUCCUACUGCUCAUCUUCCUGCUGUCUAGCCUGGGCAACUGCGCGGUGAUGGGGGUGAUCAUGAAGCACCGGCAGCUCCGCACCGUUACCAACGCCUUUAUCCUGUCCUUGUCCCUGUCGGACCUGCUCACGGCGCUGCUCUGCCUGCCCGCCGCCUUUCUGGAUCUCUUUACGCCGCCCGGAGGCUCGGCGCCCACUGCCGCCACUGCCGCCUCUACGGGGCCCUGGCGCAGCUUCUGCGCUGCCAGCCGCUUCUUCAGCUCGUGCUUCGGCAUCGUCUCCACGUUCAGCGUAGCCCUCAUCUCGCUGGACCGCUACUGCGCCAUCGUGCGUCCGCCGCGAGAGAAGAUCGGCCGUCGCCGCGGGCUGCAGCUGCUGGCGGGUGCCUGGCUGGUGGCCCUGGGCUUCUCCUUGCCCUGGGAGCUGCUGAGGGCGCCCCUGGAGCCCCCGGCGGCGCAAAGCUUCCACGGCUGCCUGUACCAGACCUCCCCAGACCCCGCGCAGCUCGGCGCGGCCUACAGCGUGGGGCUGGUGGUGGCCUGCUACCUGCUGCCCUUCCUGCUCAUGUGUUUCUGCCACUACCACAUCUGUAAGACCGUGCGCCUGUCGGACAUGCGUGUGCGGCCGGUGACCACCUACGCGCGCGUGGUGCGCUUCUUCAGCGAGGUGCGCACGGCCACCACUGUGCUCAUCAUGAUCGUCUUCGUCAUGGGCUGCUGGGGGCCCUACUGCUUCCUGGUGCUGCUGGCUGCGGCCCGGCAGGCCCAGGCCGCGCAGGCUCCCUCGCUCCUCAACGUGGUGGCUGUCUGGCUGACCUGGGCCAAUGGGGCUAUCAACCCCGUCAUCUAUGCCAUCCGCAACCCCAACAUUUCGAUGCUCCUGGGGCGCAACCGGGAAGAAGGCUACAGAACUAGGAAUGUAGACCUUUUCCUGCCCACCCAGCGCCCGGGUUUGCGGGCCCGAAGCCGCAAUCGCCUUCGAAACCGCUAUGCCAACCGGCUGGGACCCUGCAGCAGGAUGUCCUCUUCGAACCGAGCCAGUGGUGCGGGAGGGGACGUAGCCAUGUGGGCCUGCAAAAAUCCAAUUGUGCUUUUCUGCCGGGAGGGGCCAGCAGAGCCUGUGACAGCAGCGGCCAAACAACUUAAAUCGGAAGCCGGAGAUACCAGCCUCUAAGAAGGAUUGUGAGUCAACGCUCGUGGAAGCGAAUUUCCACCCCUUUCAUCUGGUGAUACAAGAUUCCAGGGGAAAACAUGGGAUUUCAUAAAGCCAAACAUUUAAAAGAGACGGGGGGAGGCUUACCACUUCCCCCAAAGGGCUCCAUAAAAGACAAUGUUCCCUUCUUCCAAAGUGCCAAAAGGAAUGUAAAAAUUAAAACAAUCUUAAACCACACAACCAAACAUUGUGAACUGUAAGUGCCAAAAAUGAGAAAAAUAAA
Messenger RNA from Trichechus manatus latirostris (Florida manatee), 1597 nucleotides. RefSeq names its product G protein-coupled receptor 135 (gene GPR135). Gene Ontology annotation, molecular function: G protein-coupled receptor activity. Gene Ontology annotation, biological process: G protein-coupled receptor signaling pathway. The transcript is spliced from 2 exons. Bases 1 to 1335 code for a protein of 444 amino acids. The record is from RefSeq and is a predicted model, not a curated record. Gene Ontology annotation, cellular component: endosome; plasma membrane. NCBI's taxonomy places the organism in Eukaryota, Metazoa, Chordata, Mammalia, Sirenia, Trichechidae.